Molecule: messenger RNA, 1588 nt
Organism: Apaloderma vittatum (bar-tailed trogon)
Lineage: Eukaryota; Metazoa; Chordata; Aves; Trogoniformes; Trogonidae
Gene: FICD
Product: FIC domain containing
Exons: 2
Coding region: 49-1416 (455 amino acids)
Molecular function (GO): protein binding
Source: RefSeq, a predicted model, not a curated record
GGGAGCAGCGGGGAAGGAGAUGUUCCUCACCUCAGCGCUGGAAGCAGGAUGAAUCUCAUGUCUAUGGCGACAGAUCCCGAGCUGAAAUGGAUAACCCUGUGGGUCCGCAUCAGGUGGGCGGCCGUGCUGGCGCUGCUCCUGGGCUCCCUGGUGAUGCUGCUGCUCCCGCUGGCCGCUGUGGACGAUCAGUGCCAGGCUGUGCUCAAAGGACUCUCCUUCCUGAGAAGUAAACUGGGCGCAGGCUCUGCGGGGGUCACAAGGUACACCGGACAAACAACCGGGCUGAGUGUGACCUCCAAGGGGCUGGAGCUGCUGGUGCUGAAAAGCAAGGCAUCACCAGAAGUGAGGUUAGAAGCCAAAGCAGCCCUGAACCAGGCCCUCGAAAUGAAGCGCCAAGGCAAGCGGGAGAAAGCCCACAAGCUCUUUGUGUACGCCCUCAAAAUGGACCCUGAUUAUGUGGAUGCCCUGAAUGAAUUUGGUAUCUUUUCCGAAGAGGAAAAAGAUAUUCUUCAGGCCGACUAUUUGUACUCCAAAGCACUAACCCUUUCUCCCUGUAACGAGAAGGCUUUGAUCAAUCGGGACCGGACGCUGCCUUUAGUGGAAGAGAUAGAUCAGAGGUAUUUUAGCAUCAUUGAUAGCAAGGUUAAAAAAGUGAUGGCAAUCCCCAAAGGCAAUUCUGCCCUGCGCCGGGUGAUGGAGGAGUCCUACUAUCACCACAUCUACCACACGGUUGCUAUCGAAGGCAACACUUUGACGCUGUCGGAAAUCCGACACAUCAUCGAGACCAGAUACGCUGUUCCUGGAAAAAGCUUAGUGGAGCAGAACGAGGUGAUCGGCAUGCACGCGGCUUUGAAAUACGUUAACACCACGCUGGUGUCGCGCAUCGGCUCCGUAACCAUCAGCGACAUCCUGGAAAUCCACCGGAGGGUGCUGGGCUACGCCGACCCUGUGGAAGCCGGGCGGUUCAGGACCACUCAGGUGUUUGUGGGACAUCACAUACCGCCGCAUCCCCAGGACGUCGAGAAACAGAUGCAGGAGUUUGUGCAGUGGAUGAAUUCGGAGGACGCCAUGAGCUUGCACCCCGUGGAAUUCGCGGCGUUAGCUCACUACAAGUUGGUUUAUAUCCACCCGUUCGUAGAUGGCAACGGAAGGACCUCACGCCUGCUGAUGAACCUCAUUCUCAUGCAGGCUGGCUACCCACCCAUCACCAUCCGUAAGGAGCAACGGGCCGAGUACUAUCACGUCUUGGAAGUGGCCAACGAGGGUGAUGUGAGGCCUUUCAUACGCUUUAUUGCCAAGUGCACCGAGACGACUCUGGACAUGUUGCUCAUCGCCACCACCGAGUACUCCGUGGGCUUACCUGAAGCAGACGGCAGCGCUGCUGGGUGCGAACAAACUAUCCCUGUCAAGACCUGAGGGGUUGUGGACGUUUAGAAGCCAAAAAAACGUGUGGGAGAACAGGAGGCCAAGACACCCAGUAUUCCCACUGGGAAAUAACUCGACAGGAGCGGUCACUCUUUAGCAUUUCCUUUAUUUAAAGUGUCUUACAUUUGAUUAAAUUAAUAUAAUUUAUUUAUAUACAUUAUGC